AUGUUUUCAAAGAGUGAUCGUAUUUGUUUUUAGCCUACUUACAAUCCCCCUGUUGGUUACUAUGAAAUAAACAACUAAUAAUAUGCAAAAGGAAUUGAUUUUUCAAAGUCUAUACCAAGAAAUCUAAAUAAUGGACCUAGUGUAAGCCCUUAAAAUUAAAAUAACAAUUUACCAAAGGUUUCAUUAGCAAGUCCGUAAUUAUCAGCAUAUGCGAAACCAGGAGAAAGAUUAAAGAUGGAAUAGAAAUAUAAAAAACAUGAAAGAAGAAGUUUCAGUUACUCUUAACAUCCUGAUAUUUCAAUUAACAACUUUGAGAGAUUACCAAUUAAAUAAAAAGGCAAACGACUUAAAAUAGUUUAUUAAAGGCAUUCAACAGAUUUAGAAAAUUAAAUAGAGGAAUCAAAACAAUUGUAAGUCUAAGGAUAUUAUAAUUCAAGAGCAUAGACACCUCUUACAGGAUAGUCUAAAAAAAGGAAACCUAAAAGUAUGAUGUUUAAUUAUUAUUAUUGAGCUCAUAGGAAUAUAUUUUCUUUAUUCCCUUCUGAUAGUUUAGAAUUAGCAUAACAAAGAGAGAAAAUGAAAGAUAAACCAAUACCUCCUCCUGGGGCUUACUACAAUGAGUUUAAUAAUUCUUCUAUAAAGGUUGAAAAAAUACCUUGGAGAUUUCAAUGUUUUUCUUCAACUGUCAGAAGAUUUAGUUAAUAACAAUAGGAUAUAAUUCCUAGUGUAGGCUCUUAUGAAAUCAAAACUAAAACUAAAGCUAUAGGUGUUAUUUCACUAGAUAAAUAUAGUUAAAGAAAAGAUAAAUUUUACAAUUUUCCUGGAGUUGGCACAUAUGAUGUUGAUUAAUCAUUUACUUAAGCAAAACCUCAAUAAAAAUAAUAAUAAGAUUUUCCAUGUCCAUUUGGAUCAAGUGGUAAGAGAUUUUGA
Molecule: messenger RNA, 930 nt
Organism: Paramecium sonneborni
Lineage: Eukaryota; Ciliophora; Oligohymenophorea; Peniculida; Parameciidae
Source: the annotation of a GenBank genome assembly